CCUAAUUGAGGAGAAAAUUCAAUUGUUUAUAUCUAGAACGUAAUAAUUCGCUGAAAAUUUUAUUGUUGCGUCGGAAAAAACAAUACGGCUGAUUGCUAUGAACGAAUCGGUGCGCUAUGAGCGCUGCCAGCAAAUUCAGCUGGGCGUGCUGACCGAAUCCCAAGUGGGCGUUGAUUUGCCAGUUAACGGUGGAUCGGAGUCUGAGUUGCCCCAGGGAACUGGUAACAUUUUGUGCACUCACGAUGGCGUGCUGCUAAAGAAGGCAAAUGCCGAGCACAUGGCCGAAAUGAAUACCAGCGGCUCCUUGUCCCUGGUGGAGUACAAUCUGCCCAGACGUCGUCUGUACUUGGAAUGGCAGCCAAACGAUAGCAUAAUGAUUGCCGACGAUAGUCAGGAUCAGGGCGACUGGGCGUUGGUCGAUAGAAUAUCGGGACGCACUCGCACCACGUCCGAAUGUAAUGCUUUCAAUACGAAGCCCUUGGAUGUAGUGGGCAGCAAUGGGAAUUCUGGAAUUUCACGAAAUCGAAUUAUGCGCGCUCUUUUAGAUGAUUUGGCGGCGGUUGAAGUGCGACAUCGAGGCCAGAUAAUACGAUUCCUGCGGAAAUCAGACAAUGGCGUGCAUUGUGAGUUUUUCUUUCAGCACGGCAAUGCUGAUCUCUUUGUGCGCUCUAUGCGGCAGCAGCAUUUCAUCGAGAGUUCAGAGACGAGUCGCAGCGGCGGCGGCGAGGAGUAUGCCAUAUUGAAUACGGAAAAUCAAAAGCUCAAAAAAACAUUUGCUGAACUGGAUAUCGGCGAGAUUAAGGCAAGUCAGCUACCCCGGGAAAGCUGGUUGCCCAACAAGCUGGCUGGCUUUCUGGGCACCAUACCGGACUAUGUGCAGCCAUCGGCGUUUCAACGAUCGCCAAAGAACAGACCCAGCACAUUGAUACAAGGCGAUCGUCAGACGUCGCCAGACAACUAUCAGUUCAUCAAGCUGAGCGGCAGCACAAAUAGCGCUUGCUCCUCUAACAGUCAGAGUCGCGGCGAAAGCGCUGACAAAUCGCCAGCGGAUAGCGAACUGGAAAACUUGAAUGCGCAGGACGAAAAGAUUGUUAACAAUUUACCAGCUCGACAGAAUGUCUAUCGCGGUCUUCCGCUAAAUGAAACACAGUGGCUGGAGUUUCAAACACCCGAUGGCCGCAUUCUGGACAGUGAGCGCAUCAAGGAGCUUAUUUUCCGUGGCGGCAUUGUGCCGAGCUUGCGUGCCGAGGUCUGGAAGUAUUUGCUGAACUAUUAUCAAUGGUCUGACACACAACUGGAACGCAUCGAGCGACGCAAACAAAAAUCCAUGGAAUACUACAAAAUGAAGGCCCAGUGGCUUGCAAUGACUCAAUCGCAAGAGGCUAACUUUGGCGGAUAUCGUGAUCGCAAGUGCCAAAUCGAGAAGGAUGUGAAGCGCACCGAUCGCACACAACAGUUUUUCGCCGGCGAGGAUAAUCCCAAUCUGGCGCUGCUACAAGGCAUACUAAUGACCUAUGUGAUGUAUAACUUUGAUCUGGGUUAUGUGCAAGGCAUGUCCGAUUUACUAGCGCCCAUACUGGAGAUUCAGGUGAAUGAGGUUGAUGCCUUCUGGUGUUUUGUUGGCUUCAUGAACAUGGUCUUAACCAACUUUGACAUGGAUCAAGCUGGCAUGAAGACUCAGUUUGCCCAGCUACGACGCCUUCUUGAGGUGGCCAAUGCGCCGCUUUUCAAUUACAUGUGCAGCCACGACUCGGACAACAUGUACUUCUGCUUCCGCUGGCUACUCGUGUGGUACAAGCGAGAAUUUGACAACGACGAUGUGCUCAAGCUAUGGGAAUGCUUGUGGACACGAUUGCCUUGUGCCAACUUUCAUCUGCUCGUCUCCGUAGCUAUACUGGAUCAGGAGACUAGUGUGAUUAUCGAACGCAAUUACGAAUUCACCGAUAUAUUGAAGCAUAUCAACGAACUAACCGGCACCAUCGAUUUAAAGCGUACGCUGGAAACGGCUGAGGCCAUCUACCUGCAGCUGAAGGCAUCUGAGGCAUUACCCAACGACAUUCGUCACAUUAUUGGCGAGCCUUUGCUGCCACCUGCGGCUGGCGAGGCGCCUGCUGAUGGUGAGGGUGAGGAACCUGCUUAUUCGGAUGAUGGUUUCGACGAACUGCGUGAUAUGACGCCCGAGGAGAAGUUGCGCAAUCAAGCACUAUUCGAGGAGGCACUCGAGCGAUCCAUGUUCAUGAAUUAUAUAUAGUUCAAUAGUGGCAGCCAGGAACUAGGCCAAAAAAACAACUAGAAUUGAAGCUGAAGCCUACGGCAAAACAUGCGCAAAUUAUUUAGCUGUAGCUAUUAAGACUCAAAGUUUACUAUCGCGUUAAGGCAACAUCCCUCUUCGCAUGGCAGGGGGGGGCAUUGCUGGUGAAGUGCUUUAAAUGCUAAUAACAGACAGAUUUAUACAUUGUAUAUUAUACAUAUUUGUACUUUUUGUAUUUAUUGUAAGUUCGAUUUUCCAUUGAACCAUGCACCUUGCCCUUCCAACCCCCCAUUGGCUUAAGCAGUCGGUCCCAAAAAACAAAUCUGAUAAGAAACUGCGUUUUCAACGAUAUUUCAAAAGCGAAGCAAAUUCGGCGCACGUAUCAAUUAGAAUUAACUUUGUUUAUUGUCAAUUUUAUCGAAAAACUUGGGUUAUCACAAUGCUAAAAGCAGCUUCAGUUGCCUCUAAUUAAGUUUAACUCAAUUACUGUGAAUAAAUCUAAACAUAAAUUUA
This is a messenger RNA of Drosophila nasuta, 2764 nucleotides long. RefSeq names its product TBC1 domain family member 15/17 (gene Tbc1d15-17). The transcript is spliced from 3 exons. The record is from RefSeq and is a predicted model, not a curated record. Gene Ontology annotation, molecular function: GTPase activator activity. Gene Ontology annotation, biological process: activation of GTPase activity. The coding region runs from base 98 to 2251 and encodes 717 amino acids. NCBI's taxonomy places the organism in Eukaryota, Metazoa, Arthropoda, Insecta, Diptera, Drosophilidae.